Strongylus vulgaris is the source of this 786-nucleotide messenger RNA. The record is from the annotation of a GenBank genome assembly. Lineage: Eukaryota; Metazoa; Nematoda; Chromadorea; Rhabditida; Strongylidae.
AUGUCGGAUUCGUCGCAACACUUACGUCUCGCGCUUACGGUCACUCACCUACUUCUCGUCGCAUUAGGAUCACUCAACGUGCUGGUCAUCUUUCUCAUAUUAUCAAGACCUUACUUACGAUCCAUAACUAAUGUUUAUAUGGUUGGAUUGUGCCUAGCCGACUUUAUUUACCUCACUGACCUGUCACUUGUCGCAGCAACAUCGCUAAACCUCAAAAGUUGGCCAUUUGGCUCUGGUUUGUGCCAUUUCUAUCAUGGCACAGAGACUACAGGAAAAUAUGCCUCAGUGCUAUUCGUUGUAUUACUCGCUGCUGAUAGAUAUCUAGCCAUGUGCAAAAGCGACGUUUGCGCCAGAUUCAGAAAUUACCGUGUCGCCUUGAUUCUUAGUACGUUUGCAUGGGUGACGGCCAUUGCCUGCAGUCUCCCUCUGUAUCUAUAUGCCAAGGAGGCAACAUUUGGAGUACGACCGAGGAAUUCGAGCGAUGGAGAGUAUCUAAACAAAACGUUUUGCUUGGUCCACUGGCCAAGCACACCGGCAGCUCAGUGCAACCGGCCCUUUAGGAAGAGAAUCGAGCAUAGGUACAUUACGACGUGUUCCAUCAUAAUCUUCAUACUGCCUGUACUUGUUAUUUUUUAUUGCUACUAUCAAGUAUUCUGCAAACUGCGGGAGGCAGCAAAGGGUUCACGACGCUUACAACGUUCCACAGCAACAAGAGCUCCUUACCAACGUGUUACACGCAGCGUUCAACGGGUUGUGUUAUUCCAUCUUCUUUGUUGGUUGGUAUAA